AUGGCCAAGGUGGAGAUCAUUGAGAUUCUCGGCCCGGAUCAACGCAAAAAGUACUUAAUCAAGGACAACAACACCUGGGCACCUUUUGCAUUGGCUGCGGAGCAAGCUUACCCUUCAAAAGCAGUGUGCAUCAACCUCUCCCAAGUGGACCCCCGCGUGGUGGCCCGGGAAGAGUCUCAGAACGCUGAGGUUAAUACACGCCUGAUCAUGCAACACAGCACGGAUGCGGAGAGGGCUCCUCUUGAACAUCAACGAGCUUGGCUUGCGGCAAAUCCUAAUGCUCAGAUUGCCAAACCUGGCACUGAGAAGACCCCGGCCUGGUUCCUGGCCUAA
Puccinia triticina is the source of this 333-nucleotide messenger RNA. RefSeq lists its product as uncharacterized. The coding region runs from base 1 to 333 and encodes 110 amino acids. Lineage: Eukaryota; Fungi; Basidiomycota; Pucciniomycetes; Pucciniales; Pucciniaceae. The transcript is spliced from 5 exons. The record is from RefSeq and is a predicted model, not a curated record.